Molecule: messenger RNA, 1311 nt
Organism: Fraxinus pennsylvanica
Lineage: Eukaryota; Viridiplantae; Streptophyta; Magnoliopsida; Lamiales; Oleaceae
Source: the annotation of a GenBank genome assembly
AUGGGGGACGAGACUUCAAGAGAAUCCUUGUUGAAUUCCGACAAGAACGUGGCUCUUUUAAGAUGCGUUUCUCACGCGUACGAUGAAUUGCACAGCUUUCGUAGCUGGCUCAAAUGGCUGUGCGUGGAUCAAUCCAAUGCAAAGACUGCCUGUCUUUCGUGGUUCGUUUUCUUCGUAUUUGCCAUUUUGAUCCCUGCACUAUCAAAUUUCGUGUUGGUUUGUAGUAAUUGCGACAACCGCCACAGCCGGCCGUACGACACCGUGAUGCAGCUUUCUCUCACCGGUGUCGCCUCCCUGUCGUUUAUUUGUUUAUCGUAUUUUAUAAGUAAAUUUGGGCUGAGGAGAUUCUUGUUCUUUGAUAAGCUAUAUAAUGAGAGCGAGACCGUCCGAAAGGGAUACACAGAGCAACUCAAUUGGUCACUGAGGAUCCUAUUCAUCUUCGUCCUUCCCUGUUUUGCUGCUGAGAGUGCUUACAAGAUAUGGUGGUACAGUUCGGGUGGAACCCGCAUACCUUUCUUGGGCAAUGCCAUCGUGAGCGACACUGUUGCGUGCAUCCUAGAGUUAUGCUCAUGGUUCUAUCGAACGGUGGUCUUUUUUCUAGUGUGUGUUCUCUUCCGUCUGAUAUGCUACCUUCAGAUUCUCUGUCUACAAGACUUUGCUCGGGUUUUCCAAUCUAAUUACGACGUUGAAUCCAUUUUAAGAGAACACCUCAGGAUUAGGAGGCAUUUACGAAUUAUAAGCCAUCGGUACAGAACAUUCAUAUUGUGGGCUUUGGUAUUCAUUACGGUAAGUCAAUCUGCAUCGCUUCUGAUGACUACACGGUCGAGCGCAGAUGUUAACAUAUACAAAACCGGGGAACUCGCUGUAUGCUCUGUGAGCCUUCUUGCCGGGCUUAUGAUUAUACUGCGAAGUGCAACAAGAAUUACGCAUAAGGCACUAUCGGUUACUUGCCUAGCUGCCAAGUGGCACGUAUGUGCAACUAUUGACUUAUUUGAAACAGUCGAAAAUGAGACUCCAGUUGGUCCGGUGGCUGGAAAUGGAGUUUUUCCUGUGAGUUCUGAUGCCUCGUCUGAUAUCGAUGAUGUUGGUGAUGAAGAAGAUGAAAUGGAUAACACCAAAUUCCUCCCGUCAUAUGCCUUCAGCACCAUCUCGUUUCAAAAAAGACAAGCCUUGGUAACUUACUUCGACAAUAAUAGAGCUGGCAUUACAGUAUAUGGCUUCAUGCUCGACAGAACAUCACUUCGCACCAUAUUCGGGAUAGAGUUAUCCCUUGUACUUUGGUUGCUAGGGAAGACUAUAGGAAUCUCUUGA